Vombatus ursinus (common wombat) is the source of this 2701-nucleotide messenger RNA. RefSeq names its product CDC42 effector protein 1 (gene CDC42EP1). Lineage: Eukaryota; Metazoa; Chordata; Mammalia; Diprotodontia; Vombatidae. The transcript is spliced from 3 exons. The record is from RefSeq and is a predicted model, not a curated record. Bases 703 to 1821 code for a protein of 372 amino acids.
UGGCUUGAAAGCCAGAGCUCCGGGUGGCCGUGAGACUGACCGAGACAGACGGACAGACGGACCCGGGAGGACAGGGCACCGCCGCUGGAUCCGGGUGGCCCAACCAGCCAGGGAGGAAGGAACUUUUAGUAUCCCCCGCCCCACCCGUCCCACCCCACCCCCAAUCCUGCCUGCAUCUGCCUGGAGUGCCCGGGGGCAGGGCGGCCGAGACUCGCUGGGGAGGGAGAGAAACUGCCGCCGCUCCAAACUUUCUUUUCCUUCUCUGCCGGGGAAAACAAACCAAGAGAAAGCCAGAGAGAGGGAGAGAGGUCUCCUCCACCCGCUGGAAUUCGCCAGUUUGUCCCCAGCCAACCCUCACCCCGGAAGAAGGCAGCUGGCCUAAUCCCUUGUCCUCCCAGACAGCGGGGCCUAGACCAGCCAGUCAGACCUGCUCUAGCGACAUCCGGGAGAGCUCCAUCCCAAGUCCUUCCAAGGCCAUGGCUCCCCCAUGAGCCACACCCUCCAGGACAGCGCUUGGCCCCUAAGAGAAGGCCAAGCACGGGAAGGGGGUGAGGAGAAGAAAGAGUCCCCUCAUCUCAGAGACUGACCGACCACUGCCUUCCCACUACACUCCAGGACAGCCCCUGGCGGGGGAAAAGCUGAAGUCGGGGCAGGGCCUUCUAGGCCCUUGACCAUCCAUCGCCCUCCAAGAAACAGGUUAGCAUGGACACAAGGAGGAUCGAGCAGCCCAAGGUGACCGGGCCAGCGCUGGGCUGGAUGUCUGGCUCCCAUAGGAAGAGGAGACCGAUGAAGGCCGAGCUCACAGCAGACAUGAUCAGCCCACCCCUGGGCGACUUCCGCCACACCAUGCACGUAGGCCGAGGCGGGGACGUCUUUGGGGACACCUCGUUCCUCAGCAACCAUGGCGGGGUGGGCCGAGGUGGUGGGCGCUCUCCCAGAAGCUUCCUGCUCCGGACCCUGCAGCAGGUUCGGCGGGGAGGGCCUCCUCCCCGGGGCUUCACCUCCUCGGCAGCCUCCUCUCCCGACCCACCUGCCAUCUCCCCCAUCAUCAAGAAUGCCGUGUCCUUGCCCCAGCUCCACCAGGCAGGCUACGACGGCCUGGUGGCAAGCAAGCUGAGCUUCUGCGACAGCCCCCGGGGGUCCCCCGAUGGGCACCAUGGCUACGGUGUGGAUUCUGGGUUCUGCACCAUCCCCCGCCUUUUACCCACUGAGAGGCCCCUGGACACGGACAGCUCCUGCCCUUCAGAGCCUGACCUGCCUCGAUCGGACUCAGAGCCUGACCUGCAUUGCUCUGACUCGGGGCCCAAGCUCCAUCGCUCUGACUCCAUGCUCUCCUUCCGCCUAGACCUGGGUCCCUCCCUUCUCAGUGAGCUCCUCAGUGCCAUGAGCCUGGCGGAGGUGCCUGGGAGAGAGCCAGGCCCAGCCCAGACGGCAGAGCCCCAGCCCCCAGCCCCAGAGCCCCGACCUCAGGGACACUGUCUCAAUGGGGUCUCAGUGUCAAAGAGCCCCCCCGGGGAGAAGCCGGGGAGCCUCCAGCCCGAGAAGCCGAGAGCAGCCGCCAGUCUGAACCCAGCCAGGGGACACUGGAUGGGCAGCUGGGGCCCCAGGCCCCACUAUAGCGAGGCCACUGCGAGGCAAGAGCUCGCUGGGGUGUUGCCUCAAAGCCGGGCCUCGUGGGAGAGCCAGGAUGAGACACUAGGGGUCUCCCCUUGCUGGGCAAGGAGCAGCUCCGAGAAGGAGCCGAGGAGGGCCCCGGUCCCCAGCACGGUUCAGGCAACCGCGUUCCAAUUUGCCGAUGAGGAUGAUGAGGUGAAUAUGUGAGUGUGGCCCUGCCGGCCCAGCACUGGGACCUCCGGCGAAGUCCCCCCUCCCACCUCAUCUCGGAGGGCAGAGGAUUUGGGGUGAGGGGAGCGAUCCACUUCAGCCAAUAGGACAAGUGGCAAAGCCAGGAGCUGGAAGGGAGUGGAGGGCAGGGGAAGGGCCAAGAAAGGAAAUCCCACCCCCUCGUCCCCCCAGGCCGAACCAGGGUCUGUGGAGUGUGGGGACAGCAGCCUCUGGGACUUGCAGAGACUAGGCAGGAAUCUCCUUCCUUGGACAUUCCAUUCCUACCCACCCCCUACACACACGUCCUUCAAAGGGCGGUCAGGGGAGCAGGGCAGGCUUGCCCCCUCACCCUCCUCUCCUUUCCUGGUCAGAUGAGAUUUCUAGGGCUAGGGAGGUGGGUGCCGAAAGAGGGACAGCUGAGGGCAAUUUGUUCUGGGGAACAGCCCAGAGGGCCUGACAGCCUGCUCUGAGCCCCCCCGCCCCAGCCUUGGGCACCAGAUGCCCAGCGUCCCCCAAUGCCACACCCACAGCCUCGCUGGGGCCAUACAGUGGAGCCUUUGUGACUAGGGGAGAGGAGGUGGGGGGGACAGCACAGGAGCCCAUUGUCCUCACCACCACACUUUGUUGGCCAACCCGCAGGGGGUCCAUUCCAGGCUGGGGGGGGGGGCUCCUGCCUCCCAUUAGGGUUCCCUGCUGGGGCCUGGUGUGAGGGACCCUCUCCUGCUCCCCACCUCACCCCACCCCCAUCUCUUCCAAACUGUUCUAAAAGCCAUAACCAAAGGUCACCAUGACCUCAGCCAGGAGGAAUGCCUGGCCUUGGCCUUCUGGCCAUCCCAAGAUCUCUUUGUCCAGCCUAAUUAAAAGAGGAGGGGUUUUU